Molecule: messenger RNA, 1350 nt
Organism: Chiloscyllium plagiosum (whitespotted bambooshark)
Lineage: Eukaryota; Metazoa; Chordata; Chondrichthyes; Orectolobiformes; Hemiscylliidae
Source: RefSeq, a predicted model, not a curated record
GUCCCCCACACUGAGCAGCAGCUGCCCCGGGCCCUGCAGCUGAUCGACCUGGUGGGCACUGUGGAGGAGCUGGCGUACCGGGAUGGCCAGACCCACCGCGGGCACGCCCUGGGUCCAGUGCGCCUCCUGGUGCCUGGCGCGCCCCCCCAGACCCGAGGCAAGCUCCCGCCGAAGCCCGGCAAGGGGCGGAAGAUCUUCGGCUGGGGCGACUUCUACAUGAAUGUGAAGACGGUGAAGUUCAGCCUGUUGGUCACCGGCAAGAUCAUCGACCAUGUGAACGGGACCUUCGGCGUCUACUUCCGGCACAACUCCUCGGCGCUGGGCAACGUCUCGGUCAGCAUCGUGCCGCCCAGCCGCCUGGUCAGCUUCAGCCUGCUGCCGCCCGCCGCGGCGUCGGCCGCGACCGAGCCCAGCGCCCGGCGCCGCGCCCCCUUCAACUGCCACGUCGAGUACGAGAGGACCAACCGGGCCCGGCACAACCGGCCGUGCCUGUACGACCCCUCGCGGGUGUGCUUCACCGAGCACACGCAGAGCCACGCCGCCUGGCUCUGCGCCAAGCCCUUCAAGGUCAUCUGCGUCUUCCUGGCCUUCUACAGCUUGGACUACAAGCUGGUGCAGAAGGUCUGCCCCGACUAUAACUUCCACCACAAGCUGCCCUACCUGGGCUGAGGGAGGCUCCGCGCGCACCGCAGACGACGCCGAGCGAUCCACCCGCCUCCCUGCUCCCUCCCCCCUUCCCACGACCCCUCCCCUCUCCCUGCUGCGAAGGAAAAGAAUGUCGAAGGGAGGCUCCGCGCGGACGGCAGACGACGUCGAAUGAUCUGCCUGCUGCCCCCCACUCCCCUGCCUUUCCUGCGGUCCCCCCUUCCUCUUUCCCACACUCCGUAACCCCCUUUCCCCCUCACCGCCGCAGAGGACGGGUGUCAGGGGAGGCUCCACACGGACGGCAGACGACGCCGAGCGCUCAGUCUGCUUCCCUGUUCCCUCCCUUUCCCGUGUUCCGUCCUCCCUCCUCUUCCUGCUGUGAAGGGCAAAUGUCGAGGGAGGUUCCGCGCAGACAACAGACGACGUCGAGCAAUCUGCCUGCCUCUCCGCUCCCACCCCCACUUUCCCUCCCUCCCUCCCUCUCCAGGCUGUGAAGGACAAAUGUCGAAGGGAGACUCUGUGUGGAUGGCAGACGAGGUCGAUCCUUUAGUUCUCUCCCUCCUCCACUCCCCGCCGCAGAGGACGGGUGUCAGGGGAGGCUCUGUGCGGACGGCAGACAACAUCGAGUAAUCCUCGUCCCUCUCACUCUCCUCUCUCUCUCCUGCCUCUCUUUGCCACAUUCCCGCCUCUGCCCCCUCCCCCGUC